Necator americanus (New World hookworm) is the source of this 702-nucleotide messenger RNA. RefSeq lists its product as uncharacterized. The record is from RefSeq and is a predicted model, not a curated record. The coding region runs from base 1 to 702 and encodes 233 amino acids. The transcript has a single exon. NCBI's taxonomy places the organism in Eukaryota, Metazoa, Nematoda, Chromadorea, Rhabditida, Ancylostomatidae.
AUGAAGAACGCCCACUGCGAGGACGGAGGAGUACAACUUGAAGGCUCCCAAAUCGUGGAAACUCUGUCAUACGUAUACCUCGGACGUUCUAUGAACAUGAAAAACGACUUGAAGGAAGAACUGAAUAGAAGAAUGAAAGCAGCAUGGGCAGCAUUCGCACCCGUCAGGGAAACUACGGACCAACUGACGGACCAAGAUCUUCGUGCCCAUUUGUUCGACUCGACAGUCCUUCCAGCGUUCUGUUACGCAGCGGAGACGUGGGCAGACACCACGGCCACGUCUAGGAAGCUACUUACUACCCACAGAGCCCUUGAGAGAUGUCUCCUGAAGUUUAACCGGCGCACACAACACCUAACCGGUCUUCGCAGCUCCGAGCUAAGAGUAAUGUCCUGUCUUCGCUACCCAUUGGAAUAUAUAUCGAAAGCAAAGCAUAGGUGGGCCGGUCACAUUAUGAGAACAAUCGACGAUAGAUGGACUAAAAGAACGCUAGAGUGGAUCCCAAGAAAUGCUAAACGCCCUCGAGGGAGACCGCCAACGAGAUGGGGUGACGCGUUCGCUACACGGAUGGACCAGCUGAGAGCUCAGCUGGAUACGGCUCAAGGACCUCGUCAACGUCACUCACGAAGCUUGAGAACAUCUUGGAUGACAAUGGCGAGGGAACGAAACGAGUGGAAGAGAUGCUGGGGCCCGCACGUCCAGUGA